Molecule: messenger RNA, 1670 nt
Organism: Selaginella moellendorffii
Lineage: Eukaryota; Viridiplantae; Streptophyta; Lycopodiopsida; Selaginellales; Selaginellaceae
Product: bifunctional dihydrofolate reductase-thymidylate synthase
Exons: 11
Coding region: 19-1527 (502 amino acids)
Biological process (GO): tetrahydrofolate biosynthetic process; one-carbon metabolic process; dTMP biosynthetic process
Cellular component (GO): mitochondrion; cytosol
Molecular function (GO): thymidylate synthase activity; dihydrofolate reductase activity
Source: RefSeq, a predicted model, not a curated record
GGCAGAUCAAGGUUUUCCAUGGUGCUCGAUGGGACGCCUCUGCCGCCAGCAGCUGCCGCUACUCUCCGGGCCUUCCAGGUAGUGGUGGCCGCUACGACGGAUCUGGGAAUAGGGAAGGAGGGGAAGCUCCCGUGGAGCGUCCCCUCCGACAUGGCGUUCUUCAAGAGGAUCACGUCCGAGGCGGCGGACGCGCGCAAGAAGAAUGCGGUGGUGAUGGGGAGGAGGACGUGGGAGAGCAUUCCAGCCAAAUUUCGACCGCUCCCUGGCCGAGUGAAUGUUGUCUUAAGCCGAGCUGGGCUAGAGCUUGGAGAUAAGGCGAUUGUGUGCUCGAGCUUGGAUUCGGCGCUGGGAAUUCUCGCGGCUCCACCGUUUGAUUCGAGUGUAGAGGCUGUGUUCGUGAUUGGAGGUGGUGAAGUCUUCCGGGAGGCUAUGGUUUCUCCUCUUUGCACAGCAAUCCACUUGACGGAGAUACAAACUUUCUUCGAGUGUGACACUUUUAUGCCGGCUUUGGAUCUCACUUGUUUUCGUCUUUGGUAUGCGUCCUCGCCCGCAACGGUGAACAACGUCCGGCAUUCAUUCCAUACUUACGUUCGAAACAAGGCACUCGAUGUGAGAAACGUCGCUGGGACAAGCUCGUUGCCGAUUCCAGAGUUUGUUCGGGAGAGACACGAGGAGUAUCAGUAUCUAAACUUGAUCAAGGAUAUCAUAGAAACUGGAAACACGAAGAGCGAUCGCACUGGCACUGGGACAAUCUCAAAGUUUGGGUGUCAGAUGCGUUUUAACCUCCGUAAUUCUUUUCCACUUCUCACAACAAAGCGGGUGUUUUGGCGGGGAGUUGUCGAAGAGCUACUUUGGUUUAUAAGUGGAUCCACAAACGCGAAGGUUCUCGAGGACAAAGGAAUUCACAUAUGGAAGGGCAAUGGCUCAAGAGAAUACCUCGACAGCAUUGGCCUCUCUGAAAGAGAAGAGAAUGAUCUUGGACCCGUGUAUGGCUUUCAGUGGAGGCAUUUUGGAGCCAGAUACUCCACCAUGCAUGAUGAUUACACAGGACAAGGUGUAGAUCAGCUAGCGGAAGUCAUAGACAAAAUAAAGAACAAGCCGGAUGAUCGCCGAAUCGUUUUAUCAUCGUGGAAUCCCGCAGACUUGAAACAAAUGGCUCUCCCUCCCUGUCAUAUGUUCGCUCAAUUCUAUGUUUCCAAUGGCGAGCUCUCUUGCCAGAUGUAUCAACGCUCUUGUGACAUGGGACUCGGUGUUCCAUUCAACAUUGCGUCCUACGCACUGUUAACUUGCAUGAUCGCGCACGUCUGUGAUCUCGCGCCUGGAGACUUCGUUCAUGUUCUUGGCGAUGCUCAUGUCUACACGAAUCAUGUUGAUCCGCUCAAAGAGCAGCUGGAGAACGUUCCAAAGCCCUUCCCUAUUCUGAAAAUCGCGACCAGUAACAAGGAUAUCGAUUCCUUCACGGCCAAAGAUUUUCAACUCGUCGACUACGAAUCUCACCAGAGAAUAGCCAUGAAGAUGGCUCUGUGAACAAACGCCGAAAGCUUUCUCAAGUCUAAAGCGUGAAUUGCGAAACACUUACACGCUUUUUCGCGAUGGAAAAGGUUGGAUGACUUCCAACUUCAUGCACAGAUCCAAAGCCAGGGCAGCAGCCAAGAACAUCACCACGCUUU